Hypanus sabinus (Atlantic stingray) is the source of this 12781-nucleotide messenger RNA. RefSeq lists its product as uncharacterized. The transcript is spliced from 4 exons. NCBI's taxonomy places the organism in Eukaryota, Metazoa, Chordata, Chondrichthyes, Myliobatiformes, Dasyatidae. The record is from RefSeq and is a predicted model, not a curated record. The coding region runs from base 288 to 1496 and encodes 402 amino acids.
CCACCCGUUAAGCCAUCCCUCGCUCUUCCGGUCGGUGCAGCUUGUCAUUUCCGUCUGUGGUGCCUCGCAGCGGCAGUACCCACGCGUCGCCACGGCAACCGUUGGUUGGUUCCCAAAUUCUCCUGAGAAGGAAACAAACAUGCUGUCUCACUGGCUCCAGCAUUUUAUGCGGUUCCCUGUGAUCCUGUUAUUUCUCCUUGCAUCCCAAAGGCUUGCGGGUGGGCAGUUGCUAACUGCUCCUAUAGAUAAAUAUUUGGAGCUUGCCUGCUAAAAAGUGUAAAUGGAAAAUGGAAUUUCAGGAGAAAGAUGUGGUUGGAAGUAAAGCUAGUUUAGUUUUUGAAUCUCCUGGCAGUGACAGUAAUGACGGUAAUGUGGUGAUGAGCCCCACCCAUUUUCUACAUUCAUGGGAAUCUGAAAGAAAACUCAUUGAUGUUCUAAUCACACUCAGUGAAGAAGCUGAAGAAGAUGAAAAGCCAAUGGAUCAGUUUAUCCUUUGUGGUGGAUGGGAUGAUGCAGUGCAUGGCUGGAGAACAAAUAACCUCCGUUCCUCCAUUCCUACAUUGAAAACAACUAAGAGACCAAGGAAAGAGGAGAGAAAUGGUAGCCAUUGUGUUGUCUGUGCAGAGAUGGUGCCCAUCUUAGAAAGGAAGAUGGGCCAAGAUAUUGAACAUUCCAAAAGAUCCAGUAGCACAACAGCAUAUAAUUUCAUAGGGGAGAAUUCCAAAACAUCUCCAAAGAGAAGGACUCCGGCUUUUUCACAAACGAGGAUACCUGUGUACAGCUCUACAAUUUCACAGGCUCAAGUAAAUGAGGCAAGCAAAGAAGUUUAUAUCCAAGACAUGACACAGUCCGAAAUUGAUCCACACAAAGAAAAAGAAGGUGCGGUUAUCCUCAGCACCAAUCAUCAGGGGCCAGUAAGAAAACAUUCCCCUCUAUUCCCUCCUGUAAAAAUGGCCAAUGUCAGUGAAAAGUUUGCAUUGGGAAUCAAACCAGUGGCAACAUUUAGUUUGGGUACACUAAAUGGAAAUGUAAGUCAGAAAAUUGUGAGUGAAACAUUGGAGAAGAGUCACAACAGUGCCAACUGCUGUCUUAGGACCCAUUGUUACAAUAUGGCCAUGUUACAGGUCAGUGAGUUAGAAAAGACUGCAAAUUCUCCUCCAGUAGGAAUAACAAGAAUAAUGGAUCAUUGGUGCUGGCGAUAUUCUUUAAUGCAAGAUAAGCUGGCCGUCAGUCACGUCCCAGCCUCCAAACUAAUGGAAUGCCACAGCAUAAGGUUACAGCCUUCAAAAAUUAUGAAGCAUCACACAAAGAACAUAAAGCAAGAUAACACUGGGAAAUCAGCUUUCAGUCACAGUGACUCAACUCAUAAAAUUGCGAGUAGAAUAAGACAAAAAGACACAUGCCACAAUAUUCUCCCUAUGCUCUCACAGCCAGACCCAUCACCAUCUUCAGGACCUGGAAUAGCGAUCUCCAUAUUGCCACAGAGACUUCUAUAGUGUUAAGUUCACUUCUCUGUGGCCUUCUACCUCAGCUCCAUGGUUGUCAUGACCCAUUGUCGUACCCCACAUUUUCCCUGAGCAUAGAACAUCAGUCAACCCCAAUGCAUGAUGAAGACUUUAUGGUCAGUUGUGGUGCCAUAAUGAAUCCUAUGGCUCUGGCAAGGAGAAGUUAUCAACCCAAUAAUAUUGACAGAAUAUGAUUUGAAUGGUGUUUACUGGGGAGCAGCAAGGUACAAUCUUUCUCCUCUCACAGCAAUAUAAAUUUUACUGUAAGUCAUUCUGUAAAGACAAAUCCAGUUAUUUUCAGUCCUAAAUGAUGUUUUACCAUAAUUGUAAUGCUUAAUUCAUAUCAAUUUUAAAAAUCUUAAAUCAUGAUCUUGAUAAUACAAAUGGUUGUCACAAUUUUAUUUCAGCUUAAUUAGAACAGAGAAAAUCUUUAAACAUUCACAAUUUUAGACCCUGUGACCUUGAUACAAAUUCUUCUCUUUCUUUAGAUCCACUUUCCUCUUCCACAGAUAUUCUGUUCUCAAAAACAAACCACUCUUAUGUCUUGAGAGAGCUGGAAGAGUGCAUGAGGUGUAGGUUCCCAAAGUAACAAAUGCAAGGCAGAUUCUCCAGAUGAUAUUGGACUAAAAGGGUUAAAUUAGGAGGACUUCAAUGACUAAAGGCCAGGCUAACUGGGGUGAUUAAAAGGAUUGAUGGGGUUGAGAGAGAAAUUGUGUUGUCCUGAGAAAUAUAGUAGUCUUUUCACAAAUACUAACUCAGAAACAGUUCUUAAUAGUCUUAAACUCACCAAUAAAGUUGCUCAUGCUACAACAAUUGAGAAAUACAGAGCUGAGAUUCAUGCAAGACCUAAAGGAAUUUAAUGCUUCAAAAAGGCAGCAGAAUUAAGAUAUGAGUCAGCUAUAACCCAAUUAACAGUGGAAUAAGCUAUACUGCAGCUUCUGCUUUUAUGUUCCCAUCUGAGCUGCAGCAGAGAGACUGGAUGUGAAGAGUAGGAUGGGAAGGAAUGUCUGGAUAAUGGUAAAUGAGAACCCAAAAAAUUAAAGCAAUUGUGACUCAGGGGCCUUGAUUGGAAUCAGUACUAUCAGUAGUGGCUUGAAUUCUGUGGUGUGCAUGAUGCACAGUAAAUUAAAAAUGAAAAAAAAAUGUUGGAAAACAGACAAAGAUGGAAAAUUCUAGAAAUAUGUAGCAAGUUAAGCAGAGUAUAUGGAAAGAGAACCGGUAACAGAUGUUGCCUGACUUGCUGACUGUUUCAAGCAUUUUCUGUUUCUAUUCCAUAGUUGCUUGUUGACCAGGAAAAUAAGAAAAAAACCAAUAACAAUCACAUCAUCUAUGUGAUGGACCUCCAUUUACCCAAUUUUCAAAUUGAUAUUUGGUAUUGAAAAGCCACUCUUUCCGCAGAGGCUCAGCAGUAAAUCUCUUCAUAGAAUUCACACAGCAGGGUAGCCAGGAAGAAUAUAAUACAAUUUUUCUUUUUAAAAACAGAUUUUGAAAUAAACAUAAGAUAGGAGCACGAAUAGGCCACCUGCCCCGUCAAACCUGCUCUUCCAUUCAAUGGACUCAUCUCCACUACCUACCUUUUCCCCAUUACCCUUAAUUCCGCUACUAUUCAAAAAUCUAUCCAACUUUGUAUUAGGUAUAUUUACUGAGGUAGCUUCCACUGCUUCAUUGGGCAGAGAAUUCCACAGAUUCACCACUCUCUGGGAAAAGCAGUUCUUCCUCAUCUCCAUCCUAAAUCUGCUCCCGGAAUCUUGAGGCUAUGUCCCUUAGUUCUCAUCUCACCUACCAGUGGAAAGAACUUGCCUGCCUCUAUCUUAUCUAGUCCUUAAUUAUGUUAUAUGUUUCUGUAAGUUCUGUUAUUCUUCUGAAUUAAGUACAGUCCCAGGCAACUCAACCUCUCCUCAUAGUCUAACCCCCUCAUCUCUGGAAUCAACCUGGUGAACCUCCUUUGCACUGCCUCCAAAGCCAGUAUAUCCUUCCUCAAGUAAGGAGACCAGGAACUGCACGCAGUACUUCAGGUGCAGCCUCACCAGUACCCCAUACAGUUGCAGCAAAACCUCCCUGCUCAUAAAUUCAAUCCCUGUAGCAAUGAAGGCCAACAUUCUAUUUGUUUUUUUGAUAGCCGACUGCAUCUGCAAAUCAACUUUUUGUGAUUCAUGCACAAGCAUUUCCAAGUUCUACUGCACAGCAGCAAGCUGAAAUCUUUUAAAUAAUUAUCUGAUCUUUCAGUUUCCCUUCCGAAGUGGAUGACCUUGCACUUACCAACAUUCUACUCUAUCUGCCAGACCCUUGCCCACUCAAUUAACCUAUCUGUAUCUCUCUCCAGACUCUCUGUAUCAUUUUCCAUUCAAUUUAGGGUCAUCAGCAAACUUAGAUACACUACAUUCAGUCCCCCUCCCAGAUCAUUAAUGCAUAUCGUGAACAGUUGUGGGCCCAGCAACAACCUCUGCAGUACACCACUCACCACUGAUUGCCAGCCAGAGAAACACCCAUGUAUCCCACCUCUCUGCUUUCUAUUGGUUAACCAAUUUUCUAUCCAUGCUAAUAUAUCACCCCUAAAUCAAUGCAUCCUUACCUUAUGGAUAAGUCUUUUAUGUGGCACCUUAUCAUGUGCCUUCUGGAAAUCCAAGUAAAUAAUAGCCAUCUGUUUCCCUCUAUCCACUGUGCUUGUUAUAUCCUCAAAGAACUCCAGUAAGUUUGUCAAACAGAACCUGCCUCUGCUGAAUCCAUGCUGCAUCUACCUGCUGCAUCCAUUUCUUUCUAGAUGCCUCACUAUUUCUUCUUUAAUAAUAGCUUCAAGCAUUUUCCCAACUACAGAUGUUAAACUAACUGGCCUAUAGUUACCUGACUUUUGCCAGCAUCCUUUUUUGAACAGUGGCGUGACAUUCACCUUCUUCCAAUCCACUGGAACCUGCCCAAAGUCCAGAGAACUUUGGUAAAUUAUUACCAAAGCCUCUACUAUAACUUCUGCCAUUUCUUUCAGUACCCCAGGAUAUAUUCCAUCAGGACCAGGGGACUUGUCUAUCUUUAGGCCCACAAGUUUGCUCAACACUACCUCUUUAGUGAUAGCUAUUGUAUCGAGGUCCUCACCUCUCAUCGCAUCCAUAGCAUCUCUCUUCGGCAUGUUAGACAUGACCUCCACAGUAAAAACCAACACAAAAUAAUCAUUCAAAGCCUCGGCCAUUUCCUCAUGACCCAAUAUCAAUCCCCACUUCUCGUCCUCCAAGGGAGUUCACUUUGGCCACCCUUUUCUGCUUUAUAUAAUUAUAAAAAAACUUUAACUAUCCGUUUUUAUAUUUUAUGCUAGUUUAUUUUCAUAAUCUAUCUUCACUUUCUUUAUUGCUUGCUUAGUGGUUCUUUGUUGCUUUUUAAAGUUUUCGCAUUCUUCCAGUUUCCCACUACACUUGGCGACUUGGUACGCACAGGCUUUUAAUUUGAUGCCUUCGUUUAUUUCCUUUGUUAUCCAUGGCUGGUUCUCCCCACCCUUACUGUCCUUAAUUUUAACCAGAAUAUACUGUUGUUGAGCACCAUGAAAAAUCUCUUUGAAAGUCUUCCACUGUUCCUCAACUGUCCCACUGUAGCGGUGUGCUACACGCAGCGCUAAAAUUACGACACGGAGUCGGUAACUGCAGUCGAAGGAAAAAAACUUUAUUCGAAAACUUCCGCCUCACUUUUAAGCCUCUGUCAACCGGCCCCCCAUGGCGCAGAGGCUCCAAAGCUCUGUGCUCGCAAACCCCCGUAGGCUAUCUAAUUGUGAGUCGGUUCGGAUAUGCCAGGAAAUGGGUCGCCACACCACCAUAUAGCCUAUGUGGCCAGACAACCCUAUUCAAUUCCUUCCUCAUCCUGUUGUAGUCUCCCUAGUUUAGGCAUAAUACACUGGUUUUAGAUAGAACUGUUGCACCCUCCAUUUGCCUGAAACAAAGUUGAAAUUUACAAGAUUAUCAUUUUAAAUUUAUUGUUAUGAAAUUAAUGGAAUUUACAAUCCAAACACACAAAAUUAAUUAUUUCAUUUUGCCAUAAAAUAUGGAUAUUCUAACUAUUAAAACCUGACUUUGGCCUUAAAAAUAUUAAGUAUAAAAUUUGCAAUCUAUUCUUGCAGCAGGACAAAUGUGUAAAUAACUUAAUUUUGCAUUAAUCAACACUCUUCCUUGCUUGCAUGAUCUGAGAAGUAGGAUUCAAAGGUGUUAAGUUUAGGAUUGUCAUGUUAAACUACAUGUGGAGAUUUACCAAUGCUGGUAACUGUUUCAGUCUGAUCCACAAGUCCUAAAAUCUGGGCCUAGUGCAUUAUAUUUACAGUACGUGCUAUUUCCUAUGAUUACCAUGUACUUAACUGAGAGUAUAGUAGCUAUAUUCCCUUAACACUAGGUGGAGCCUAGUGCCUCCAGACUUGCUAUUGGGCUAGUCUCCUUUGUUCAAUCCACUAUUCACUAUGUAUUAACUUGCACCAUCCAGUUCAAUCACUCUGCCAUUCUUCUGAUCUAACAUCAUUCUUUGGUUGAAUUUACAGAUUGUAAAAUCCUCCUUAUACUCAAUUAGUUUAUGGUCCUUUGAUAUCUCUGUGAUCUCUCCAGCACAAUAACCCUGGAAGAUACCAAUUUUUUUUUGCAUUCUGACCUUUAACUAUUCAAAAACAAAAUUACUCCUCUAAGAAUUUUAUAUAGAUAUAAAUGACUCCCACCCAGUGUCUCACUAACAUAUUCAGAGUGACAUCACAUUAGACAUGCUUACUACAAAGAAACUUACUACACAUGAGAAACAUAGAAAACUUACAGCACAAUACAGGCCCUUUGACCUACAAAGCUGUGCUGAACAGGUCCCUACCUUAGAACUACCUGGGCUUUACCCAUAGCCCUCUAUUUUUCUAAGCUCCAUGUACCCAUCCAGGAGUCUUAAAAGACCCUAGACUAAAAGACACUCCUGGGAUCAUUCUCAUGAACCUCCUCUGGACCAUCUUCAAUGCCGGCCCAUCCUUUCUUAGAUAAAAGGCCCCGAAAUUGCUCACAAUACUCCAAAUUCUGUUUGGCCAAUGCCUUACAAAUCCUCAGUAAUAUAUCUUUGUUUUUAUAUUCUAAUCCUCUUGAAAUUAACGUGAACAUUGCAUUUUCCUUCCUUAUCACUGACUCAACCUGCAAGUUAACCUUUAUGGAAUCCUGCACAAGGACUCCCAAAUCCCUUUGCACUUUUGAUUUCUGAAUUUGCUCUCUGUUUAUGCCUUUAUUCCUUCUCCCAAAGUGCACGACCAUCCAUCCACUUUCCUGGACUAUACUGCAUCUACCAUUCACCUAAUCUGUCCAAGUCUUCUGCAAACCCCCUAUUACCUCAACAUUACUUGCACCUCCACCUACCUUUUAACUGUAUGCAAACUUUUGCCACAAAGCCAUCAAUUUCAUCAUCCAUAUCAUUAAUCUCCAAUUGCAAGGUAAAGUUUGUAAACCCUUUGUAAUUACAUGGUUUUCGGCAUUAAAUCACUCAUAAAAUGUGGCCUGAUCUUCAUCUAAGUCAUAAUAAUAGACAAACACAAUCUGUCUAAACUAAUAACAUACACACAUAAUUGUAUUUUUCAUCUCCUUAUUGAACACAUUGUUUAAUGUGUCCAGGCUGGGCUAAGCUAGGAAAAAGUAUGUGAAUAACUGUAUUUAAUAACUGGUAGAACCUCCUUUAGCAGCGAUGACUUCCAUCAAAUGUUUCCUGUAGCUGCUUGGCAGACUUGCACAACAGCAAGGAGGAAUUUUAGACUGUCCCUCCAUAUGAACUAUUUCAGUUAGAUAUUUUUGGGAUACUUUGCAUGACAGCCCUCUUCAGCUUAUGCCACAACGUCUCAAUUGGGUUAAGGUCUGGACUCUAACUUGGCCAUUCUAAAACCCAAGUUUUCUUCUUUGUAACCAAUUCUGUUGUUAACUUACUCGUGUUUCAGAUCUUUGUCUUGUUGCAUCAUCCAACUUCUAUUAAGCUUUAGGUGAUGAACCAUUACCUUGACAUUCUCCCAUAAAGUGCCUUUAUACAAUUUUGAAUUCAUUGUUCCCUGGAUGAUGGAAAGCUGUCCAGGCUCUGAGGCAGCAAAGUAGCUCUAAACCAUGAUGCUCCUUCCACAUGCUUCACAGUUGGGGUGAGCUUUUGGUGUUGGUGUGCAGUGCCCUUUUUCCUCAAAACACAAUGCUGUACAUUUCUGCCCUCAAAAAAUUCAACAUUUGUUUUAUUUGUCCACAGAACAUUGUCCCAGAAGGGUUGUGGAACAUCCAGGUGUUACGUUUGCAAACUUGACACGUGCAGCAUUAUUUUUAUUUGGAGAGCAAUGGUUUCCUCUGUGAUGUCCUUCCAUGAACACCAUUCUUGUUGUGUUUUUCUUAUAAUGAACAGAGACUUUAGCAAGUUCUAGAAAUUUCUGCAGGUCUUUUGCUAUUACCCUUGGGUUCCUUUUCACCUCCUUCAGCAUUGCAUGUUGUGCUCUUGGUGUGAUCUACUCCUAGGGAGAGUAGUAACAGUAUUGAAUUUCCUCAUUUGUAGACAACUUCUCUUAUUGUAGACUGAUGAAUACUUAGGUCUUUGAAAAUGCUUUCGUAGACAUUUCCAGCUUCAUGCAUCCCUACAAUUCUUCUUCAAAUGUCCUCUGAAAGUUCUUUUGAUCGAGGCAUGGUGCGCAUAAACAGAUUUUCUUGAGAAGAGCAAGCUCUGUCAGUAACCUGAUUCCCAAUACUAAUAUACUAAUUCCUUUUUUAAAAAAAUAUAUCGGGCAAGGAACCUCUACAACCCACACCUCCAAUCUCACCUCACUGAUCGCAAAACCUGUUAACAAGUAGCUUUUGUAUAAGUUAUUACCCCAGAAGUUCACAGACUUUUUUUGGACUUUGUGAUUGAUUAAAUUAUGUACUCAGUAUUGACAAGAAGUACAAUUCCUUUUGUAUUAUUAGUUUAGGCAGAUUAUGGUUGUCUAUUAUUGUGACUUAGAUGAAUCAGACCACAUUUUAUGAGUAAUUAAUGCAGAAAAAUAGGUAAUUGCAACAGGUUCACAAACCUUUACUUGCAACUGUACAGUGUGAAAAGAAGAAGUCCCAACAUGGUGCUUCUUUGGCCAAGGUAGAAAAAGGUGUUUAGAAUCUCUAGUGGAGUGGCAUUUUUUAUAGUUUUACUUCAUUAACAUACCCAAUGUAUCCACAAGAUCAAACCUCAAAAAUAUAUUCAAGACCAAAGGAAAAUAAAAAGAAUCAAAAUUUAAAGAAAAAUAGUUGAAUGCCUCAGAACAAAAUGGAUUUGGGUGCUUGUAGUCAGUCAAGAUAUUCAGCACAGAAACAGGCCCUUCAGCCCAUCACAUGCAUGCUAACCAUUUUGCCUGUCUAUACUAACUCCACUUACCUAUAUCCUUCUAUGUCUUACCUAUGUACAUGCAUCUCUAAAUGUCAUUUAAGCAUGGUAAUUAUGACCGUACAACCAAGUCAAUAUAAAAAGCAAAUCAGCAUAAUUGGAUAUAACACAACAAUCUGGCAAAACACACUAAUUGGCAGAUAAUGAAGUAAAUUAAGACACACCAUUCAUAUUGAAUAAACUGAUCUUUAUUUGGUGCAACUUUGCAGAGUUCUAACCAGCAUAUGUUUGACACAAAAUAUCCACUAACAUUAUACACCAGCAAAUAAUUUAUGUGCAAAAUUUUGGCUAACUGGAGUACAACAAAUCUUGUAACAUGUUAACAUAUCUAGCAUUAACUUAAAAGAAAUUCUUACCCAUAUUGACCAAAAGGAAACACACUUCUUCACUAUUUUACAUGCAUUUACACAAAUUUCAUUGGUUAUACACAAGAUAAUGAUUCUUUAGGUGUUUUCAAAGAAAUUGAUGUAACCAAAAUGUGUAAGUUAAUGCUGCAUGCAGCAGUUGUUUAUCAAUAAACUAUCUCAGUCUCAUAAACCGUUGUGUAGUAUUCUUUGAUGGGUAACUCAAGCAGAAUUCAUGAACCAUGAAUUCUCUCCCACCACACCCCUGCCCAUGGUGCGUCAAAUUAAAGACAUAAAAAUAUCCUUUAAAAAUGACUUGGUUAUGCUUUUCUCAUGCUGAUUUUACUCGUUCUCUUCCAGAGGAUACCAGUUCAUUUUCCACAGAUGCCAGCAGGCUUUCACAACCUUGACCAUGUGCAAGCCUUAGCAUUUGAAGGUUCCCCAAACCCAAUCCUAUUUUUAUUUAACACUGCCAGUCUAAUUAGUGUGUCUGGGCUGCAUCAACAUCCAAAGAAAGCUAGAAUUAUAAUGCAACUUCAUUUCAGACUGAGUAUCAAAUAAAUGAUUGGCCUGACUUUACAGUGUACCAGAAUUAUCACUAUUCACCAAAGGCAUCUGGAGAACAGUAAACUGUCUCCAUGUUCCAUCUCAAGUUGAAAGACUCAAUGAAAAAUGCUGAUACAGAAGCUGUUACAAGUUGACAUAAUCUUCAACUGUCUGUUGCCAUUAAUAAGUUAAAAGGUAAAUUUAAAGCAGCAUGCUACUCAUCAACCUGAAAUAAAUUAUCACAGUGACAGUCAACGUCAAUAGGAUAGCUCACUUUGGCGAUGUCCAUUUACAAAAGAAAAGGAGCCUUCAAGCAAGCAUCCUGAUACAUUCUAUCUAUAGAAAUAGCAGGGCACUUUAUAUGUGCAGAAUGCACAAAGUAGAAUGAAGUGUUAUUAAAUUGUUACACAUUCAAGACAAUGUUAGAAUUCACUCAUCCAGCAUGAAAAGUCUCUUUUGCUAGAAAUAUGAAACCAAAACAAACAAGCCACAAUCUCUCACCUCCUCCAUUCAUUAAACUUAACAAAUGAAUUAUAUUUCAAAAAUGGACGAACAUUAUUGAAGACAUUAGUCAAGGCUAUAAAGCCACGUUGUAGUCCAUGAGUUGAUCAUCAAAUUAAAUAAUGCAAAGGCCCUAAUAAAGUGAAGUGUUGCAAUUAGUCCAAGUACUUUGUUUUGAAAUGUCUGUUCAUUAUGCCAAGGGUUCUGUAGCAAACGAACAAUAAUAAAACAAUUUCACUCUUCUUGCUGCACUAGGAUUUCAAUAAAUCAUAUGCAACGGUCAAAAUAUGAACAUAUUAAACUACAUUAUACAAAAAUAAUACUGGUGGUUAUAGGUUUAACACUGACACUAAUAGUGACUAAGUUAAGGCAAUGAGUCAUUAGGGUCAUAGAAACAGUGCAUUAACGCAUUAGAAGUGCAUGACAGAUUAUUCAUUUAAAAUCAGUGUUAAAUAGGUCCAAUGAUGGCAGCACAACCCUAUACUAAAGAGCAGAUGAAAACAGUGGCCUUGGAAAUUUGACCUGGGUAUUUAACUUCUAAAUCUGACUGUGACUUUGUGAUGGAAUCAUUUUAAAAUUAGCAGUCUCAAUCAAAGUUACAUUUAACAUUGAAUAUGUCGCAAUAUAGCACAAGUGCAUGGGUUUUUGGUCUAAAUAUAAAUGCUCUGCGAGCGUAACAAAUGGCACACAGAUCACCCAGGUAACAGCUUAAGGAAGCUAGUAAAAUGUAAUAUUCAGAAAGAGAAAAAUAACAGGAUAUAUAGUAUGAAUAUAGGAAUCCAGCAUAUCACAGGUGAGUGAAGCUUCCAAAAUUAAGCUGACAUUUGAAUUAUACAUUUCGACAGUAAUCUAAAACACUAACCCAGCCACUGCUUUUGAUUCUUCUAUUAGGUAAGGUAAAUGCCCAAUUCUAUCACAGUAUUGUGAAAGGGCUUUUCACAGCAUACCUAGCCUCUGCCACACUGCCCCAGCACUUGAGUACUCUCUACACCCCAAUACUGCCAUAAAUAUAGCUUCAAAAUGGCUCUAUGACAGGUUUCCUAUGCCCCCUGGUUUAACAGCCUUCAAAGUUGAGCUGCAGGUUAUUUAUAAACAUGACAACCAAAUACACACAACGAUAGCUCUACACUUACAAAUGGAUCCCUGACUUCGUAACGUUCAAUAAUUUUGUCAACUCUUAUCUAUAUGCACCAUUUCUGAUGUGGACCAGGUCAGAGCAACAUCAUGUUUUAACUACCAAUUCAACCAGGUUAGUGUCCAUAAGACAUGGCACAUAACCAAUGAAUGAGUUUCCACAGGUUAUACUCAAGUUCCAUAUUUACUGAAAAGUAAUUCUUUCAGGUACGACUGAAGGAUUAAAAUGGAUAAAGACCACCCAGUUGAAAAUGCAGAAUCACACAAGUUGAACUGGAAGAUUAAACACUUUUUUCUGGGACUCUGGUAAAACAAAAUAUGAGAGCUAAGUACCAAAAAUAUUUCCCGCAGAAUUUAUUUAACUUUAUAUUCCAAAAAGGGAUCAGAAAUAUUCAGUGGCACAGUAUACACACAGGGUUAUAUAUAUUAUUUGGUCGAGGUCUUAAAGGACCUCAUGAUACUUAAGGAGGAUCCAAAUACACCACAAGCUUCUAACACUACCCGAUCUCCAUACUCCCCACAAACACCCAGGUACUCGGGUAGAAUUAACCUGCAGGUAGCUCUGGACCUGUACUCGAUAGAAGUAAUUCUCUAAUUAAUCUUGGAUGAUUAAACAUACCAAAUAUAAUCAUAUUUCAGAGUUGUGCUUUACACUGAGAUUGAGAGUGAAAGAAAUUAACUAUAAAUUAAUUAUAGCCAAUUUUAAUAGAUCAAAAUAACAUUAACUUGAUGGAACUACGUGGAUUAAUUCUGCUGCAACUGUGGAUUCUCAGUUGAGGAUUUCUUAGAAGUCAGGAAAGACUGGUCACAUAAUUCAAUAAUAUUCCUACUGCUUCAUGUCCAUCUCUUGCAUUAGACAAGAAAAUCGUGUGCACUUUAUCCUAUUAAAGAUAGAAACAAAUAUUAUAAAUAAGCAGAAAAUAACUUCACAUUGUCAUGUGAAAUGGUGAAGUGGCUUCUAAACAUCUAGGCUAUGAAACCCCAAGAGUUUUGACAUACCAUUAGCUACAAGGCUCGAAAUAAUCCUGUUAAUAAAAGAGUCAAAGCUGCUGUGUGCAAAUUAAGCAGCUAGCCACACCUUCAUAAGGAAUAGGAGGAUCAAGUUCCAAUGUCAAGUGUCCUGAAAGGGCAGCAAUUAUAUAAAGUGAUGAUCUGUUUUAGUUAAGCAGAACAUUAACCUGAUGGCAUUAAGUGCAUUCAUUCUGCUGCAACUGUGGACAUUCACUUCUGUUCAAAUGAAAAUAAGAAAACUGUAAACCCUGGAAAUCUUAAAUAAAAACGGGAAACAACCAGUUUGGUAGACAGCCUCUAGAAACAGAAAAGGAUUUAACUUUUCAAGCUUAAAACCUUUAACAGAACUUAAUUAGUUACCAAGGCAGGGAAAAGAUGAAUAGA